GAGCUACGAGGCGCAGAUACGGAAUUACCAAGGGACUGACCCGCUGGACCCAUGGGACAGGUACGCGCAGUGGGUGGAAGGAUGCCUUCCCCUUCACGAGAAACAGCAGCGCUUGCCCGGCGUGCUGGAGCAGCUUGUGAAGGUGUUCGUAACGGAGGAGAGGUACCGCCAGGACCCGAGAUUCGUUAACUACUGCAUUAAGCUGGCAGAAUUCAUCACUUCCCCUUGCCAGUAUUUUGACUACCUGUGCGGACAGGGAAUAGGUACAAAAGUGUCUAACUUCUACAUUGCUUGGGCUCAGCAGCUCGUGCACGAAGGCAACGUGCAGCGCGCAGAAGCUGUCCUUCAGAAAGGACUUCACAACCAGGCGCAGCCACAAGAGAACUUGCAACAGCUGUAUUGCUGGCUGCAGAAUUAUGAUCCUCAGAAUCCUCCUCUGCAAGGUACUGCUGUUAUAAAACCACUUCAAACUUCACAUGCUGCCAAUCAGAUGGCUCCUCAAAAAGGUGUUUUGAAUCGUAAUGACCCAGCGUAUCCUUGCAGAAAUCAGGGUCCUGAUUCUGCUGAGUCCUGUUCUUCUGCUGGAAGAGAAGUGUAAGUGUACAUUACGUACAUCUCCAAAUCUGAAGUUCUCCCAAAGUCAUCCAUGGCGGCUGAGUGUGAGCAGGUUGCGAUGUACGAUAAGAACCAGCUUGUGUGCGAAGGCUCCGAACUGUCUUUUGAGGAGCUGAGAGCCAAGAGAUACUUCAAGAAAUACGAGCGCCUCAGAAGACAGCAAGAUUGGGAAGAAGAAGAGAGAGACUCCUUGAGGAAAAAAGAGUCUGAGGUCCUCGAACUGCAGGCCCUGCAGCAGAAGCUGCAACAGCUCACAGAGCUCACAAAAAGCUUGGAGGAAACGAGACUGGAGCCUGCAUCUACAACGGCCACCCCAAAUGAGACGGUGGUGCACCCACGCGUGACACCCGCUGCGGCGCUACAGCAGAACCGGAUGGCGUCUUGUCAGAGCUCGGAGCUGCAGAACCCCCGAGGUCCGGUGCCAGACCGGCCUCAAUCAAGCCCUUUGUCACCCACCGCUCUUGCGCCGCCGUCGGCGAAGCACGUCGGCCAUCGGCUGACAUCAGCCCCGCCGUGUGAAGUGACGUGUAGGAAGGAUGAAGCCAGAACCCCGCUAGAGCUUGGAGAUCACCAGAAGAGUGUGUUACACCCUCCGUUCGGUAAUGUGUCGGCUCGGGAAGGGGCACGUGCCGACUCAGCUCUGAAUUGGAACGCUGAAGAACAGCACCCUAAGAAAAAAUCCACUGCACUACCUACUUCUGUAGAUGUGAAAGAAGGAUCUCGAGUUGGAAAUUCUUCCUUUGCUUCCGGAAACGCUUCUCAAGCUACCCCCAACACCUCGCUGGGAGGAGCAAUGCAGGCAACACCGUUCAAAGUGCAGCCUUCACCUACGGUUCAUACCAAGGAGGCAUUGGGAUUUCUAAUGGAUAUGUUUCAAACGCCCCUUGUAUCCGAACCAUCCCUCGAUGAAAGCCAGGAGCAAUUUGAAGCCUUUUGCAGAAAGAGUGAGCCUGAUGGAGGUCUGAAAACUGUUGUUGCCCCUGCCAUGCCUGCGUUUUCCAUCUUUGAAGAUGAGAAUGAAAAAGAGAACAAGGGGAUCCCACAGCACAAAAACAAGCCAGAAGAGCCCAGAACUAUUGGAGUGCGUCCCUUGACUGACUGUACAGCAAGUACAGAAGAAGAAGCCAGGUUACAGGAGUUCUUUAGUGAUGAUUACACGGUGUGGAAUGUACCAAGCAAUAAUAAAACGUUAGCUCCCAGUCCCAACAACACGAGAGACUUCGCACGAGCUGCCCAGCUUGUAUCAACACCGUUUAACUACCUGUCGGCACGUUCACGGCAAGCUUUGGAGGACAUAGCCUGUGGGGAUGACUUGCCGCAAAUGGAUCUGGAGUUUUCUGAAGAGCUGCACAAGCAGACAAAAGCUAAGAAGCCAAGCCCAGCUCUUGAACACGUUGCAGAACGCAGGGAGCUUCAAGGAAACGUCCUGAAACAAGGAAAUGGGAUUCAAGGAAUUGCUACAGCUGCUUCUCAAAGAUUACAUGAGCAGACUGCCACGGGCAGAGCUGAAUAUUCCUCCUCUCUUGGGGUGGACAAAACUUGCCAGGAAAAACUGUCUGGGGCUGGGCAGGACAGGACAACCCAGAGUGUUAGAGCUGCAGUCCUCGUUGAGAACCCUUGGGAUAAGGAAUUGAUUUGCAAGUUCUUGUCACAGCUUCCCAAACCACUCUGCACCCACGCCAACUACUUUGAAUGGAAAUCUGCUCUUCCAUCCAUCAAACUGAAGGCUGAACUCCCGCUGGGUUCCAGCUCGUUCCAUGUGGACUGCUUGGUUGGAGAGGGAGCUUUUGCCCAAGUCUAUCAAGCUUCCAUUCUGGAUGCAAGUAACCCCAGAAACAAUCAGAAAGUGAUAUUCAAGGUCCAGAAGCCAGCCAACCCUUGGGAGUUCUACAUAGCAACACAGCUGGUCGAAAGGCUCAAUCCCAGUAUCCGCCAUCUCUACAUCCACUUUUAUUCUGCUCAUUUCUUUCAAAAUGGAAGCAUCUUGGUCGGUGAGCUCUACAACUACGGAACGCUGCUGAAUGCCAUAAACAUUUACAAAAAGCUUCCCGAGAAGGUGAUGCCUCAGGCCCUUGUCAUCUACUUUGCUGUAAAAAUCCUUUAUAUGGUGGAGGAGCUGCACAGAUGCAAAAUCAUUCACGGUGACAUCAAGCCCGACAAUUUCAUACUCGGAGAAAGGUUUCUGGACAACGACACGUGCGACAUAGACGGUGUCUCCCACGGCUUGACGCUCAUUGACUUGGGGCAGAGUAUAGACAUGCAGCUCUUCCCCGAAGGAACGGCAUUUACUGCGCGGUGUGAAACGUCUGGGUUUCAGUGCAUCGAAAUGCUGACGCAGAAACCGUGGAACUACCAGACGGAUUACUUCGGCAUCGCAGCAACGGUCUACUGCAUGCUCUUUGGUACCUAUAUGCAAGUAAAGAAUGAAAACGGCAUCUGGAAGCCCGAGGGAGCCUUCAGGAGGCUUGCCAACGCUGAGCUGUGGAAGGAGUUCUUUGAGCGCAUGCUGAACAUCCCCGGCUGCCACAGCCUGCCGUCCCUGGGAGCUGCGCGCCAAAGGCUGACCGACUUAUUUCGCCAGUCGUACGCGAAGGAGAUCAAGUUCCUCCGGAACAGGCUGGUCGUGCUGCUCAUAGAACACAAGCGGUCACGGAAGUGA
Messenger RNA from Eurypyga helias (sunbittern), 3274 nucleotides. It is a transcript of the gene BUB1, whose product is annotated as BUB1 mitotic checkpoint serine/threonine kinase. Gene Ontology annotation, molecular function: protein kinase activity; ATP binding. The annotation marks the transcript as partial. Lineage: Eukaryota; Metazoa; Chordata; Aves; Eurypygiformes; Eurypygidae. The transcript is spliced from 24 exons. The record is from RefSeq and is a predicted model, not a curated record. Gene Ontology annotation, biological process: protein phosphorylation; meiotic sister chromatid cohesion, centromeric; mitotic spindle assembly checkpoint signaling.